Symbiodinium sp. CCMP2456 is the source of this 453-nucleotide messenger RNA. NCBI's taxonomy places the organism in Eukaryota, Dinophyceae, Suessiales, Symbiodiniaceae. The record is from the annotation of a GenBank genome assembly.
GCGCUCUGCAGCGCCGCCUCCGCCCUCCUCCAGGCCGUGGUCGCCGGCGCGGCGGCUUCGGUAGUGCUUGGUGUUGGCCGGUUGCCUGAGGAGCUGCUGGGAUUUCUACGCCUCGGUAUUGAGCAGGUUUGCCUGGUUCUGAUACUCUUCGCCGUAUAUGCUGUCAGUGCCUGGCACUUCUCUGCACGUGUCUGCGGGCGUCGGCGCCCAGGGUACUCCUCGGCAAGAGCGAAGCUACUGUGGGGUGAGACAGGCGGUCCGCCCAACUUCCCGCUGCCACGACGAAACUCCCGGGUCAGUGACAUUUUGCAGGCGGAGAAGCCGCUGCAUCCAGACGUGACGUCAGGCAGAAGCGGAGGCGCGGAUGCCGGCGCCAAGGCCACCAGAGGCGUGACUCGGGUCUACGUCGGGCUCGAGACCUUGGUCAGGAUCUGUUUGCUCUUCCACCUGGCC